This is a messenger RNA of Rotaria sp. Silwood2, 6807 nucleotides long. NCBI's taxonomy places the organism in Eukaryota, Metazoa, Rotifera, Eurotatoria, Philodinida, Philodinidae. The record is from the annotation of a GenBank genome assembly.
AUGAUUAUUUCAUCAUCAUUUUCAGGUACAUUUCGUGAUCCAGCUACCGAACAUUAUAUGACAUUAAUGGAAGCUAUUGAACGUGGUCAUAUACAUGUAAAUGGUAUUGCAUUUGCUGAUAGUGAACAAGGUCCAAUAACAUUAUAUGAUGCAUUAUCAUUAGGUUUAAUAAAUCGUCGUGAUGGUGGUAAAUUAAAUCCAGCUAAAAUAAAUUUAUAUCGUGCACGAUUAGUUGAAUCAAAAUUACAUCGAAUGAAUGUUGAAGAUGCUAUACGUUGUGGUUUACUUAAUCUUCGAACAGGUCUAUAUAAACAUCCACAUAGUGGCGAACAAUUAAAUUUAAAAGAAGCUAUACAACGUGGUUUAAUUGAUGGACAAAGUACAAUUAUUGAACAUCCAACAAGUGGACGUUUUUUGACAUUAAAAGAAGCAUUAGAUGGUAUACGUAUAGAUAAUGAUGGACAAGUUAUUGAUUCUUAUACAAAUAAAAUUAUAACAACAUUAGAAUUAGCAUUUAAUCAUAGAAAAUUAUUUUCACAAUUUGAUGUUAAUGCUGGUGAAGUAUUUCUUCCAUUACGUAAUGAAUCAGUUGGUUUUGAAAAAGCCAUAAGAAAAAAUUUACUUGAUAAUAAUCGUAUGAAAUUAUUUGAUCCUAAAACUAGUCGUGAAUAUACAAUACAAGAUGCUAUUGAACGUGGUUUAGUUGAUUCAGAAUCAGGUUUAAUUUAUGAUACACAUACACAUACACAAUAUUCUAUACGUGAAGCUAUACGUCAUGGUAUUGUUGCAAUUGUUGGUGCACCACUUGUACCAAUUAAAGCUAAUCAUGAAACAGUUGCUGCAAAAAUAACAUCAAGAAAACAUCGAAGACAUUCAUUAGCUAAAAGUUCAUUACAUUUUGAUUAUAAUAGUGCACCGGAUUCAGCUGAUGAAGAUUCACAAGGUAGUGGUUGGCAUAGAAUUAAAUCAAAAACACGUGCUAUUAGUCCAUUAAGUUUUGAUGGUAGAAGUGAUUUAAAAUAUAAUAGUCGUCGACGUACAGGUUCAAGUCCAACACGAACAUGUCGUGAUGAUGAUUGGAGAACACGAUGGACUGGUGGAAAUAAUAGAGAUGAUGAUGAUGAUGAUAAUACAUUUGGAUCUGGUGGUGGUGGUUCGAAACGUUUUGGUGGAAAUUCAUUUUAUUCAAGUGUUACAAGUCGAAUACAACAAACAAAUAAUUCAUCGGAUCAAUCACAAGGUGGACGAACAUCAUCGGGUUUUCAACAAAAACAAGAACAAUUAUCUUCUUCAUCAACAGUCACAUCAAAGGAAUCAUCAUUAACAAAUAAGCAGGAUAAUGGAAAAUCAAAUGAACCUAUUGAAAACAUACAUAAUGUUUCAUCAGCAACAAAAAUUUCUAAUAAUGAACAAUCAUUAUUAUCAACUAUCGAUAAUAAUAAUGAUGUAUUACAGUCAUCAGUUUCAGUUGAAUCAACUUCAAAAAUACAGGAUGAUGAAAAUCGGUUAAUUCUGGAGAUGCAUGAUGUUGCUGGUCGUUUAACAUUGUUACAUAAUCAAUUAAAUCAAUAUGUCUAUCUAACUGAAAAUCUUCAUGAACUUCGGAUAAACGUGGAACAUAUUAAAAAAUUACAUGCAGAAAUUGAAAAAGAAAAAUUCAUAAUUCAUAAUCUUAUUGAACGAGCUACAAAUAUUAAUCCACAAUUAGGAAUACUAACCACAGAUCUUGAAGAUAAACGAGUUGAAAUAUCUGAUAUCAAUAAUGGUUUGAGGAAUAUCAUUGAACAAUUUCUUAUUCGCGUCGAUCAAUUUAAUACAAAAUAUGCUUAUUUAACUGAAUGGCUUAGAAUUAAUGAGAAAGAAAUUGAAAAUAAUUUACAAUUAUCAACAUUAUAUAUUGAUAAUGAUAAAUUUAAGAAUAUUUUAAAUACAGGAAUUAAUUUACAAAAUGAUCUUACAUAUCUUCAAGAAUAUUUACAAGCAAUUGAUUUAAUCAUACAAGAUUUUCAACAAGCAACUGAAAAUACAGAUGAUGGAAAAUCAGCAAUGAUUUUCAAUGAACUUCAACAAUCAUUAGAAUUAUUAUCAACAAAUUAUUUUGAUUUUCUUAAACAUUGUAAACAAAUAUCAGACAUUUGUGAACGUUAUUUGAUAUUAUUCAAUGAAAUUAAUCAUUUGGAUGAAGAAUUUCUUAAAUCAAUGAAUGAAUUUGAUCAAUAUUUAGCUAUUAAUGAAAAGAAUCAAGAUGAUAAUACUAUAUUACAAAGUCUUUUACUUAAUGUUCAACAGCAAUUAGAUAAAUUACGUAUGCUUUCAACACAUGAACCCACUUCAACAUCAACAGUUGUAGCAUUGAAUAACCAUAUUCAUAAUCAACUUUUUAUUUUGCUUAAUUCUCAUACUGAACGUUAUAAUGAUGCUCAACAACGUUUAAUGCAUCAUUUCGAAUUAAUCGAACGUUUUAUUCAUGAACGUCAAACAAUAAAAGAACGUAUUAGUGAAUUAUAUCAUUGGUUAUUAUCUUCAAUUGAAAAUGAUUUUUUUUCAAAACCAUUAUCUUUAAAUCGUUCAAGAUUAGACGAACAAGUAAUAAAUUUUCGUCAAUUUCAUGCACAAUUACGUACACGUCAAUAUUCAUUUGAUUCUGAUAUAAAUAUAAAAAUAAAUCUUGAACAAUUAUUUGAUAAUGAUGACAAAAAUUCUUUAAGAUUAAUUAAAGAAUAUUUUCAAUUAUUAAAUGAACAAUCAAAUCAAUAUAAUGAACAUAUUAAUCGUUUAUCAACACGUUUGAAUGAAUUUCAUCUUGAACAUACACAUUUAAUUGAUACAUAUUCAAAUUCUAUACGUCUUUAUGUUGAACAAAUAAAACAAAAUAAUGAUAUAAAUUUUUCUGCAUUAGAAUUAUUAUUAAAUAAUGAUCAAGAUUUAAUUAUUGAUCAUACAUUAUAUGAUCAAUUAAUAAAUGAUUUAUUAGAAACAAAAAAUAUUGAAGAUAAAAAUGAUAUAUUAGAAUAUAAAAAUGAAGUUAAUGAAUAUAAAAUUCAUUAUGAAAAAUUUCAAAAUGAUUUAAGAUUAAUUCUUAAAAAUCGACACUUAAUAUUAAAUCAAUAUGAUUUAAUUAAAAAUCAAAUUGAAGAAUUUUUAUUAACAACAGAUCGUUUAUUAAAACAAACAUUAACAAUUGAUUUAUGUCAAGAUUUAUUAACUAAACAUUCAAAAUUACCUAUUGAACAAUUAAAAAUUUUAACUGAACAAUUAAUUAAUUUUUAUUCAUCACCAAAUCUUUUAAAUUUAUAUGAACAAUUAAAAUUAUCGAAACCAGUAAAUCAUUCAAAUUUAACAUUAAUUUAUCAAAAACAAACGGAUGAUUUAAUCGAAUAUUAUUUAUUAAUUAAACAACGAUUACUUCAAUAUUUAGAAUUAUUAGAAAAUAUUCAACAACAAACAAAUCAAUAUCAAUUAGCUAAACAAAUUGCUGAAAGUUCAAUUGAAAAAACUAAACAAUUAAUUACAAUCGAUGAAACUAUAAUACUUCCAUUAGAUAGUCAACAAAUUAUUGUUAUGCUAAAAAAAUAUAAAGAUAUUGGUGAUCAACUUAGAACAAUGUCAUCCACUAUUGAGGAAUACAAAGCUAUUGGUUUAACAUUAAUAAGCAUUGCUCAACGAUAUAUUGAUACUGAUCUUAUUCAAAAUGAGAUUACGUCUAUUGAUAAAACUUGGUCUGAAUAUGUUGAAUAUAUUUUUGAUACACUUGAUUAUAUUCAAUUACAUCAAGAAGAUUUACAAGAAUUUUAUCAAUUAGCUAAUAAUUUAUUAGUUUUACUUAAUGAAAAACAAUUACAAUUCGAAACAAUUAAAGAUAACGAAUUAGAAAAUUUUCGUGAUGAAAUUGAAAAUCUUAAUGAACAAAUUGAAUUAUUAAAUCAAAAAGGUGAACUUUUACUACAAAUUUCAACAACUGAUUCAAAUGACAAUCAAGUUGAACAUUUAUUAGAAACAAUUAAUCGAAAUUAUUAUAGUUUAACUAUGAAAACAAAACUUCCCUUAGAUAAAAUUAAUGAAGUGCAUCAAUCAACAACAACAACAACAGAUAAUAUUUCAUCGAUACCAUCGAAUCAAGUCACUGAUGAACUUCAUCAUCAUAUGAAUGAGAUGGAUUUAGCUAUGAAUGAAUUAUCAGAAUUAUUAGUUUCAUCAACAGCUGAUGCAAUAUCAGCUCAACCAAUUAAAUUAAGUGAACAAUUACUUGAUAGUACUGUUGUUCACAAUGAAUUAGAAAAACGAAUACAUGCUCUUGAACAAUUACAUUCAAAUAUAGAAACAUUUAAACAAAUAAUAACGAAUACAGAAGAUAUGGAUUUAGUCAAAGUUGCGGAUGAAAAACUUGCUCUACUAACUCAACAUUGGUUAAUAAUGAAACAAACAAAUGAUUUACGUGAAGAAAAUCUUUUAUUAACUCAAGUAUGUGCUAAUAAAUUUUGGUCAGAAUAUAAUGAACUUUCAACGAUUCUUAAUAAUAUUUCUCAACAAUUAUCACAAAUUCGUCCACGUUCAACAUCACGUCAAUAUCUUGAAAAUGAACAAGAAAAAUAUAAUCAAUUAGUAAAAGAUUUUUCAAAUAAUGAAAUUAAAUAUCAAGAAAUUCUUCAAAAAUAUGGUUUACAAUUAUUAACAUUAAUAUCAGAUAAUCAACAAGAAACAGAUGAUAUUCAUCGUUGUCUAUAUGAAUUAGUACAACAAUGGAAUCAAUUACAAACAGAUUUAAAUAUAUGUCAACAAGAAUUAAAACAAUCAAUGAUUAAAUCUGAUGAAUUAAAUGCUAAAUUAGAAAAUGUUUCAACAUGGUUUGAUGAUAAAUCAUCAUUUACAACAAAUAUUGAAACAAAUAAUGAAUUUGAACAUAUUCGAACAUUUAAAGAACAUUUAGAUAAUAAAUAUAUUGAUAUUAUUAAUUUAAAACAAGAUUAUACUGAUGUUGAACAACAAAAUGAAUAUGUGAUACAAGAAAAACCAAAUAUUGUUGAAGAACAAUUUGUAGAAAUUGAUUCUAAAUGGACUCAAUUAAAAGAUAAAAUACAAGAGCAGAAAAGUCUCAUUUAUGAAACUGCUCUUCGUCAAAAUCGUGUUGGUGAUGUUAUGGCUGAUAUAACUCAAUCAUUAGAUGCUUGUACAAUAAAACUAUCUGUUUUAACUGAUAAUUCUUCUGAUAUUAAUCUUACUGAUAUAAAACAACUAGAAAUCUUCAUUGCAAAAUUUCGUAUACUUUUAAAUGAUAUUGAAUUAAUAUCAUUUGAUAUUGAACAAUUAAAACAAAGUAAUUAUGAAGAUGAAAAUGUUGUUUUAAUAAUAAAUAAUCGUUGGGAAGAAUUACUUAAACGAGCAAAUAAAAAAUAUAAUUUAUUAGAAAAUAAAUUACAAGAAAUAAAAUUUAAACAAAAAUUAUUUGAUCAAAUUUAUUAUGAACUUAAUUUAAUUGAUAAACAAGUUAAUGAAAGUACAAUACAUACAAAAUUUUCUUCAAUUAUCGAUCGUUUAGAAUAUAUUGAAGGACAAAUUCAUAAAGAAUUUACUGAUGAUAACAACGAACAAGUCAAAGAUUUAAAAAAACAUUUAAUUGAUGUUAAACAACGAACAUUAAAAAAAGGCCAAGAGCUUCUUGAAUUAACGCAGUCAAUUGAAUUAUUUCAUGCAUCAUUAAAAAAAUUUAAUGAUUAUUUAACUGAAAGUGAACGCCAUUUAAAUACACAAAAACCAAUUCAACGUCGUUUUGCUUUAUUUCAAACAUUAUUAAAACAAGUUGAUGAACAUAAAACCUUUCAAAAUCAACUAGAAAUAUAUAAACAACAUUUUGCUGACUUAGAUAAAUUAGCUAUACAUUUAAAAUAUAUUUUACCUAAAAAUGAUUCUAUCUAUAUAAGAAAUUCUUUGACAUCUGUUCAAAUGCGUUGGCAAAAUAUUCUUAUGCGUGCAAAUGAAAGAAUGAAAGAAUUAGACAAAGCUGUUCAAGCAGCAAAAAAAAUAAUUCGACCGGUGGUAGCAGAUAUUGAUAGAAUUAAAAGUGAAGUUAAUCGACAAACAUCUCUUUGUCAAUGUUCAAAAAAAUAUGAUGUACAACAAAUAGCUGAAGGACGAUAUCGAUUUGGCGAAUCGCAAAGUCUUCGUCUUGUUCGUAUACUUCGUUCAACAGUAAUGGUUCGUGUUGGUGGUGGUUGGACAGCACUUGAUGAAUUUCUUGUUCGGCAUGAUCCAUGUCGAGCUAAAGGUCGUACUAAUUAUGAAUUACAUCCAGAAAAUUAUGCUUUACGCGAUGGUGUUGCUCAAACAAUGACAUUUUUUAAACCAAGACUUGUUACUGUUCAUCAACCAACAUGUAUUUUUCAUCAGCAACAACAACAACAAUCAACGGGAUCAUUAAAACAAUCAUCAGUAAUAACACCUACUUCAGUAGAUAUAAAUUUUGUUCUUCUUUAUAAAUCUAAUCGAGCAUCAUCAACAAUACCUUUAACACAACAACAACAAAAUUCAUCAUCAAAUGGUGAUUUAUCCAUAUCAGGUGAUGAUCCUUCAGCAUCACAAAAUAUUCUUAAUGAUUCAGAAACAAAACCAUCCUUAAUACCAAUACCAAUUCCAAUGUAUACACCAGCAGCAUCAACAUUAAGUCGAACAUCAAGUCGUGAAAGUGUUCUUUCUGAAAACUCAUGUACAUCAACAUCUUCAACACAACAACGGCGACCAAGUAAACUUCCAUUGCCAAUAUCUCGAUAUAAAAAAGCAACGAAUGUAACGACACCGGUCAAAAAUUCCUAA